Messenger RNA from Aspergillus welwitschiae, 1598 nucleotides. It is a transcript of the gene tif34, whose product is annotated as translation initiation factor eIF3 subunit i. The record is from RefSeq and is a predicted model, not a curated record. Gene Ontology annotation, cellular component: eukaryotic translation initiation factor 3 complex, eIF3m; cytoplasm. Gene Ontology annotation, biological process: cytoplasmic translational initiation. Lineage: Eukaryota; Fungi; Ascomycota; Eurotiomycetes; Eurotiales; Aspergillaceae. Bases 179 to 1189 code for a protein of 336 amino acids. The transcript has 4 exons. Gene Ontology annotation, molecular function: translation initiation factor activity; protein binding; RNA binding.
GAUGAAAUUCAAACUAGUCUGACGACGCCGACAACGUGAGCCCGCCAGCACCCCGCAAGGAUUUCCGCCUCAUCUCGCAAGUCUUAGUCGACUCCGGUUACAGAGGACAUAUACCUCUGAUUCAGCAUCUUCUCUCCCUCCGUCGCCUUACCCAGAUUCACAGCUUGAUCGGCCCAAAAUGCGGCCUAUUUUGCUCUCCGGCCAUGAACGGUCUCUGAACCAAAUCAAGUUCAACCGCGAUGGCGAUCUUAUCUUCUCCGUGGCUAAGGAUAAAAUUGUGUGCGCCUGGUGGUCGGCCAACGGCGAGCGACUCGGUACCUACAAUGGACACCAGGGUGCUAUCUGGACGGUCGAUGUGAGCCCGAACACUCAGAUUCUGGCAACCGGUUCGGCAGACAACACCGUGCGACUAUGGAACGUGAAGACCGGCGAGUGCAUCAAGGUGUGGGACUUCCCUACGGCCGUCAAGCGGGUCGAGUUCACCCCCGAUGGAAGCAGACUGUUGGCUGUGACGGAGAAGCGUAUGGGUUUCUUGGGUACCAUUGCGGUGUUGGACAUCAACUACGGCGAGAACUUGACGGAGCAGGCUGAGGAGCCUAGCUUGCGCAUCACCUGCACAGAGAGCAAGGCAACGGUUGCGGGCUGGAGUUACAUGGGCAAGUACAUCAUUGCUGGUCACGAAGACGGCAGUGUCAGCCAGUACGAUGGAAAGACCGGUGAGCAGCUGGAGAACGUCCAGGCCCACGAGUUCGACCACCAGAUCAACGACAUCCAGUUCUCCGCCGACCGCACCUACUUCAUCACUGCCUCCAAGGACAAGUCCGCCAAGCUCAUGUCUACCCGUAACCUCGCCAUCCUCAAAACCUAUGUUGCCGACACUCCCCUGAACAGCGCCACCAUUACGCCCAAGAAGGACUACGUGAUCCUGGGAGGUGGUCAGGCCGCCAUGGACGUCACCACGACCUCGGCCCGCCAGGGUAAGUUCGAGGCUCGUUUCUACCACAAGGUCUUCGAGGACGAGAUCGGUCGUGUCCGUGGUCACUUCGGUCCCCUCAACACGGUUCACAUCCACCCCGCCGGUACUGCCUACGCCUCUGGAGGUGAGGACGGUUACGUCCGUGUGCACCACUUCGACAAGCCCUACUUCGACUUCAUGUACGAGGUCGAGCGCGAGCAGCUGAGGAAGUGAAGUGUGAAGCGAGUGUGACGAAAGUUUUGCAAGAGUUUUUCUAGUUUUUCCUCCCCCUAUCUUACCUACCUACCAGUACUAAAACACGCAUCGUGUGUGUAUGUGUUCAUGAGGCGAAGAUGAUAUCAUUUUUCUCCUUUACUUACUACAAAAGAAACCAAAAGUAGCAAGGACAGGCAGCACGGCGGUACGAGAAAGAGACCUCGGGGCGAUUCAGGGCAUGAGUUCUUUUUCAUCAUUUCUUAACCAUGAUAAAGUCGGAGUUGGUACCAUUUGCUUUUCUGGUCGCUUUCUUGUGUCCUAAUAAAAGAAACUACAUUGCUUCAUUUCCUCUUUCAAGUUCACGCUAGUAUCAAUGGCUGGUUCUCAUGAACGUAAAUGUACAGAGCCACCCGCAACCAUAUUCCAC